This is a messenger RNA of Lycium barbarum (goji berry), 1006 nucleotides long. RefSeq names its product nuclear transcription factor Y subunit A-7-like. The record is from RefSeq and is a predicted model, not a curated record. NCBI's taxonomy places the organism in Eukaryota, Viridiplantae, Streptophyta, Magnoliopsida, Solanales, Solanaceae. The transcript is spliced from 6 exons. Gene Ontology annotation, biological process: regulation of transcription by RNA polymerase II. Bases 128 to 877 code for a protein of 249 amino acids. Gene Ontology annotation, molecular function: DNA-binding transcription factor activity, RNA polymerase II-specific; RNA polymerase II cis-regulatory region sequence-specific DNA binding.
UAAGGACUCGCAUGCACAAUUAUGAAUAGACCAAACCUCAUAUUAAAUCUUUAUAUGGUUGAUACAUUUCCACAAAGAGAAAGCUUAUCAUUAAGAUAUAUUGUCUCUCCAAUCAAUUAUCUCAUAAAUGGGAGCUGGUACUUGUGGAGAAGUUGAACGUACAAUAUUCCAAAAAUCAGAUAGUGAUUGCAAGAGAGAAGGAAAACAUGUAGGAGCUAUACCUCCAAUCAUGGGUGGAAAUUUAAGAGCAGCUAAUCAAUUUGAACUGAUGGCCCCCUCAAUUGCAUUCAAAUCAUAUCCCUAUUCAGAAGUAUCACAAUAUUCUGGUGGCAAUGUGACUGUUGCUUGUCCCGAGCCUAUGGUAAAUCAAAAUAUAGAAAGAUCAUCAGUGCAUCAUAAUGGUAGAAUGAUAUUGCCGGCUGAAGUGGAGGAGCCAAUGUAUGUAAAUGCCAAACAGUACCAUGGAAUUCUAAGACGAAGGCAACUCCGUGCUAAGGCUGUGUUGGAGCAAAAAGUUGUAAAAUCAAGAAAGCCUUAUCUUCAUGAAUCUCGGCACCGGCAUGCGAUGAGAAGAGCUAGAGAUGGUGGAGGCAGAUUUCUCAACACAAAGAAGAAGAUUCAAUCUACUACUAAUGGCAAUAAUGAUAAUGCAACUCCAAACAGUAAAGGCAAAGGUUCAUUGAACUCUGAUUCUUCUCAAAGUUACUUAGUCAAUUAUGGACAUGAUAUUGGAUCAUCAAAUAGUGCUGUUGAGGGAUUUCUGUACCAAGGAAUAGAUGAUAAUAGUACAGAAAAUCUUCAACUGGGUUGUUGUCAUUAUCAGUGGAACCUCAAUGACAACCAUAGCAAUUGCAUGCAGUCACAAGCGCGCUUCUAAUCUCCAGCAUUUCUAAAGAGUCGUUCUGCCAGACGUCUAGUAGUCUUUGACUUAGUAUUUGAAUCGUAAAUCUCAGUGCACGUACAAGGCGUUUCCCAUCUGACUGAUAUACUAUAGUUUAAUUUUCUA